Messenger RNA from Fusarium coffeatum, 1989 nucleotides. RefSeq lists its product as uncharacterized. The transcript has 3 exons. NCBI's taxonomy places the organism in Eukaryota, Fungi, Ascomycota, Sordariomycetes, Hypocreales, Nectriaceae. The coding region runs from base 1 to 1989 and encodes 662 amino acids. The record is from RefSeq and is a predicted model, not a curated record.
AUGAAUUCUCGGGUUCCUGCUUCACCUACGCCUCCGCAUCUGGAUUCGGAGAGUGUAGCAUCGGGACAGACAUCGACUUCUCAUAUGCCGCUUCAUCACUACCCAGAGGACCAGCGUCAACAUCAACAUCAGCCUUAUACAGAUCGCUUAGAGGAUGAUGAUCCACCUCCUAGCUACACCGUAGUCGACAAUGAAGGGCCUCACGCCAACCCUUUCGACCUACUACCCGUGAGCACUUCAUCCCUUGGAAUCCAUCCCUUCAAGGGCACGUCAAACGACAAGACAGUGUACUAUCUCGACAAGCGUCUUGAUACGGAUCCUGAGUUUCUGGAGCAGCAUGUCAAUGAUCUCGCCAAGGAGCCGCCUAGGCCGUAUGUUCGCGUUCAGGGCGUUGACCGCAAGUCUGGCGAGAGCAAGAAUGGCAUUGACUUUGAUAUCCACAUUGAACUCACCCCGCUUCUGUAUCAGGAGAUGGCUACGCGUCGAUCAUGGAGACGGAUUCGCGCUGUGAAUAACUUUGAUAAAGUACGCCGCGGAACGGUUGGGAUGACGCGGGCACCAGGGUUUGGCGGCAGUGGACCACCUGAGGAGGGCACGCCGGGAGUAUCGCAGUGGGUGUAUCGGUACUGCAAUAACAAAGCCGGUCUUAAAGCAUUUGUGCUGGAGCGACGCAUUACGGGCUGGGACUUUGCUCUCGUGGGGUCAAGGUUGGAGACUCUUGUGCGAGAAACGGGGUACCGGGGAGAGAUUAACAUAACAUUCCCUACGACGAAUGCCCGCGUGGAGAUAUACAACAACUGUCGAACAAACCGAUGGCGUCUUACCCGAUGGAUAGUCCUCCUUUUCUACUUCACCCUCCUCUGGCUAUUUACCUGGCCAUGGAUAUCCCUCCGAACACGAUGGUACGAAACAGUUUACGUGGAAUGGUCCAUGAGUCGUCCCGACAGACAAGGCACACUGCGCUAUGCAUGUAUGAGUGAAGACCAGUGGUGUCGACUCUGGCGCCGACCAAUCCAGCAAGCCAUCAAAGCGAGACGACGAGGACGAUUAAGCCAGGAUGAUAUCAACGAUGCGUAUGUUGCGCCUGGGGCUGUGGAUUCUGCAAGGGACCUCACAGGAACAGCACCAGAAUCACCAGACCCUACCCUUGGUAUCGCAGGCAUAACACAUCCACUCUCCCUCAAAACACCAUACUACUCUACAACAGUUCCCAUCUGGCUCGACCUCAUCGGCUCACCAUCCGACUGGUCCGAAUCCUUCCUGUCAGAAGAAGCAGCGGAAGUCCUCGCCGUUCUGGGCGGUGUCGUCGUCGUAUUCACUGCAGGACCUGUUUCAGCGUCAAAGGACCACCCCGCAAAGGAUCUGGUCGAGCAUGUCGGGAAGGUGCUGAAGAAGGGACUGGGAGGAUGGGAGUGGGACGGUGUAGGCUUGGCUAUUGGCGUGGGUGGUGAUGGGCAUGAAGAGGAGUGGGACGAGAUCUGUGCCGAGGCGGGAUUGGAAUUUGUAUCCGUCGGAGGAAAAGGUGAUACUGGCCGUAACGAGUUUGGAGAAAAGACAGGAGUUGCGCGUGUAAAGGAAGCACUCGAAGCAAACGACUGGUCACAACUUGAGGCACCACUAUCAGAUUCUGAAUUUGGUGAUUUCGAGACUAGUUCCGCCAAAGGACAAGACGACAAAGACCUUGACCCCAAAAAGAUGGGUUUCGGGUUUGAUCAAAAGGACUUUGAAGGUCUACGAAAGGCUAUAUGGGAGGCAAGCCAGGAUGUUGAAGAACCUGAAGAGUCUAAGAAAGCAGAGACAAGUAAGGAGGGCACAUCUGAAGCAGCUGCUGCCGGAGGCCUAGAAGACCUCGACGAGGACGAGAUCGCCAAGAUUGAGAAGAUGAUGAGAAAACUUCAAGCCGUGAGGGAAGCCGGUGAAGGUAUGGGCGAGGAACAGAGAAAAAGAAUGGCAGCCAGAGCUGUCGAGGAAGUGAUGAGAGACCUAUAG